UUUGAUUUUCCCUUUUCCGCAUACCAUCAUUUGUGAUUAAGUUUGAAUUGAGUCGAGCGGUCCUAGUCUUAUUAGCUUUCCUUUUACUGUAUUCUCUACAGAAGCAGUUAAUGUGAGCAAGGAAAGGAUAUAAGUGCAAGCUCCUCUUGCUGUAUUUCGGAAGAUUGAAAAAAACAUGGCCUAUCACGUAGCAGCAUGGGAUGUGUGACUAGGGGAAGCUUAAUCAUGUUCUCCAGCUUACGCAACAACACAGAAAUAGCUUAUUGCCUUAAUAUUUCCCUGCUCCCGUUUCUUUUUCCUUUUGUCCUUUCAUUUUGGUUUUUUGAGCUGUUAACUUUUUUUGUAGGCAAUGAAUAGCCCUAUACCCGUGCCUGACGAUAGCAAAAUUUGCGGUUAUUUCGACGAAGAUGCGUUGACGGUUAACUGCAGCGAUCCAAGUCACCCGUCGAAAUUAUUACUAGCGUAUGCGAAAUGUGCCAAUUUACAAAACGAUCGUGACAAGUUAAAGCCGCGCUACAAAGGAGGAUCGGCUCUGCGGAUCAACAAACCGAGUUACUCUCACUCUACUUGUCCUUCCUUCCUACAUAUGCAUAUACCACGUCCAGUUCUGAAACCUUCCAAAAGUGCACCCAGUCGCACAUUACAACACGAAGUAAUACCCACCCCAACCUCUUCUACGGAACUAGCAAGCACUACGAGCGACGAUUCAAUUUCCAUAAAGCAACAGCGUCAUUUGAAGCGUCAUACCACUAUUGGCACCGUAUUAAACGAUCCAGCCAUAGUACGAAUUAUUGAUUAUACCAGCAACACCAAUCAUGAAUCUGCCCGUAGUGAAUGUAGCGAAGACCAGCGAGACCAGUGUCCACUUUCAACUAGGUUAUUAAAGUUCAACGAUCCAAUGGAUCCUGAAUGCAAGGUUUUGAUCAACCCAGUCCCUAAUAGGGAUCGGUUGCGCGGCCAUUCGUCGGAUACGGAGUGCUCUCCUCAAUCACGUCGAGGUUCAUCUUCCUGUCCGGCCCUGAAUCAUUUUUGGCACCAUCAACUGAAAACAGAAUAUCAGCAACAGCAUCGCUAUUCGCUUUUGGAACAUCGUACCUUGAAUCUGGAACUUUUCACUCAUCAGCUUGACCAGCGACUUCGAUCUAUUGAAACCCACUCCGCCUAUUCACCCGCUGACUUGGAAGACGAUACCAUGGUAGACACCGAAGCCGUUCAUAAUAUAGUCAAUAAAAGAGAACCCUCCACCAAACAUCAGGACACGGACACCUAUCAUGAUCAGUUCAAAGCGUUGGAUCCCCACGAUGGCGAAGAAAAUCAUGGUGGCAUGGUAUCGGUUUCAAAUCGACUGACUCUGAAAAUCAACGACCCAAACGACCUGGAGAUUGAACUUCAGCAGUUGAAACAAGCUCUCCACCAGCAGCAACAGGAAACCGCCGCUUGGGAAAAACGAUGCAAAGCUAUGCAGAGCCGAAAUGGUGAUCAAGAUAGGAUGAACGAUAUCAUGCAUCAACUGCAUAUCAAGAAUAACGAGGUGACGAAACUGCAAGAGGAACUCAAAGAUGCUCUGAGCAAAGCCGACAGUAUAUCCUCAAGAUUUCGCAACUUGCUCAUACAAAAUAGCCAGCUUUUGGAGAAGUAUCAACAGCUGCAAGAUGCCCGAUUUUUGCAAGAAACAAAAACCCGAGCUAUGGCAACGGAGCAUGGUGACUUGCUUGACCGAUUACGUGCUGAAGAACGAAAACGAGAACAGGUGGAGCAUAGUGUGACAGAGUUGCAAAAACAACAUGCGCUUGAGCUCAACCAUCUGCAUCAAAGGAUUCAAUCACUAGAGGGAAAAUUGAGUGAACGGCAACUCCCUCCUGCUCCUCCCAUGAUAGACACGUAUCCGCCCAAUCUCCGUAAUUCAAGCGUGAUAAAGCCAACGGUGAUUGAUCAGAGCAGCAAGCUUCCUACACCACAUUCAUCGCCUUCGACGAGCAGUCUCGUGAAAGAUUCCCCUGUAAAGGAGGAAGACGGUUAUCUUAUCUUUGACUCCAACUGCAAUGGCGAAAUUAUCAGUUGCCGAGUGAAAAUACCGACCAUGGCAUCAUUUAAACAUCAGCGAGCUUAUGACGCACCUGCCACUCUUAUUACACCUCCCCUGACAAGAGCAGCAUCUCCUCAGCGGACAAAACGAGCCACGGCACCAUCCAAUACAUCGAUUGUCAAGGCCUCUCAAAAAGGCCUCAAUCCAAACGCCCCCGAAUGGCGCUGUUCAAAAACAACGUGAUAUGUUCAAUGGCUGCUCACCACCUGUCGGUGUCUUCCUCGCUCUAUUGUUGCUAAAAUUUGAAGAAAGCCUUUCAUCAUUUGUCUUUUCAAUUUUUCCGAUAAAUAUAGAACCUCUUUUUUUUCACAGAUUAAAACAUUAAAAGCCAUUCUUACGGCUGAUCAAA
This is a messenger RNA of Radiomyces spectabilis, 2435 nucleotides long. RefSeq lists its product as uncharacterized. The coding region runs from base 350 to 2269 and encodes 639 amino acids. Lineage: Eukaryota; Fungi; Mucoromycota; Mucoromycetes; Mucorales; Radiomycetaceae. The transcript has 6 exons. The record is from RefSeq and is a predicted model, not a curated record.